AUGCCUCUGACGAUCUCCGAAAUUGGGAUCGUGCCCUCCGUCGAACGGUUCGUCAGCACGAACGACCUCCUCCAUCACAUCCGCGCCCUCGGCCUGCUUAUUGUCCUGACCUUAUGCGUCUCCAUAUCCGCCUAUAUCCUCGCCCUCCACUACGGCCGCCCUACGCAAUUCUCCUCCUUCGAGCCCCGCGUGGGCUUCCAGGCCGACUCGGGCGGGCGCGACUCGAUGGACAUCAUCUCCGCGUGCGCCUCCACGCUCAUCACCUGCGUCUACAGCUCCGUGCACUUCGACGUCCCGCGCUCGUUCGCGCACCGCCUCUCCCUCCGCCAGAAGCUCGUCGCGCGCGACUACUGGCUCGAGCUCUGGGUGAAGGUCACCUUCUGGCUGCUCGGCGUCUUCUCCCCAGAGAUGCUCGUCCUCCACGCGUUCUUCGAGUACAUGAUCGCGCGGCGUGACGUCGCGUGGAUGCGCGAGCACGGGCACGCCGACUGGACGGUCGCCCUUGCGUUCGCCGCGGACAUGGGCGCCCUCAUUCCCGACGGGGCGAAGGAAGGCGAGCGGCCCCCGCACUCCGGCUUCGCGCUGCACGAGGCGCUGCUGCGUCACCACGAGCCGGGGGCGCUCGACUGCCGUGCCCUUGAGCACGAGCUCGCGGACCACACCAAGGCGGACACGCUCUUCAAGUUACUCACCACGCUGCAGAUCGCCCGGUUCUUCGCAGGUACUGUUGCACGUUGGGCGGUGCACCUCCCGAUCGCACCGCUCGAGACGAUCACUUGCGCAUACGUCGCGUGUACGCUCGUGUACUACGGGUUCUGGCUCCAGAAGCCGUACAACGUGAACGAACGGAUCAUCGUGCGUGUGCGCCUGACGCUUCCGCGCACACGGAGGCUCGCGCCUAGCCAAGUGCUCACCGGCCAGGACCCGCAGCCAGCGGCCACAGUGGGGAAAUUUUGUGUGCCCUUUUUGGAGCCGCCAAUGACGGAGACAGACCGCUUGCACGGAAGUGAGCGCAUGUGGCAGAGCAGUCCCUAUAUGACGCAGGGCUCGCUGGUCGCCGCAGCGGCGAGCGUCGUCGUUGGGCUCGCGCACCUCGCGUGCUGGGACGUCGAGUUCCCCAACAGCAACGGGCAGGUGCUCUGGCGGUACUGCAGCGUGCUGCUGUUCGCACUGCCCGUCGCGGUGUUCGUGAUCAUCCUCGGGGCCGCGAUCAUCGACCGGCAGCGGGUGACGGAGGUGAUGAACGUCAUGGCGCUGUCGAUGAUCGUCGUGUACUGCAUGGCGCGCGUCGUGCUGCUCAUCCUGCUCGGGCACUCGUUCCAGAGCCUGCCGAAGGGCGUGUACGACACGCACAGCGUGCCGUGGCUGUCGUUCAUCCCGUUCAUUCAUUAGGGGUGCUCGUUUUGCGGAAGACCAGCCAGUGAUGUUGAGAAUGGAGAACGUAUGAUUUCUGUGGACGUACUAUUUUCUGCUAGUUCUCAGUAGGUUCGAGCGGACCCGAGCUAAGUAAUAUAAG
Molecule: messenger RNA, 1516 nt
Organism: Trametes versicolor FP-101664 SS1
Lineage: Eukaryota; Fungi; Basidiomycota; Agaricomycetes; Polyporales; Polyporaceae
Exons: 3
Coding region: 1-1392 (463 amino acids)
Source: RefSeq, a predicted model, not a curated record